CAAACAGCGAAAGUUUGAACGCCAACCCACACACCCCUUACUAUACUGUCCUCUUAUCAGUCUUACUUUGCUCCAUAUUUCUGUAAUAUCGACCAGCAAGCUACUCUCACCCAGCUAGGGUCGAGUGCCACGUCCUGUUACGCAGCAUCUUUCGUCCCAGCCGCGACCUCUUGCACGCCCGUGCAUAUACCUACUGAUCCUUGCCUUCCCUGGCUCAUAUCUGUCCUUUGACGGUGUCGUCAUGCCCAAGUUGGAGUCAGAUCAACCCGCCGUGAACGGGGAGAAGGAGAGAGAGAAGGAGAAGGAGAAGAAGGGGCACAAGUCCGGCAAGCUCUCAGGAACGAGCACACCGAGCGCAUCGCGUUCGCCCUCGUCUGUGUCGCUCUCUCUCCUACCGAGGCUGAAGAUACCCCGGAUUGAGGCUCCUCUGCCUCACAUCGAGUUCGCACCGUUUGUCGUACCUCGGCAGCGGAGACUGCAGACAGCAGCAGUCGCCAUGUGGUCGCUCAUGGUCCCUCUGACUCAGUCGCUUUUUUUCAUCCUUUGUUCUAUCCCGCCCUUCUGGCCACUUAUUGCCGCAUACCUCAUUUGGGUGUUCUUCAUCGACGACGCGCCAAACAAUGGUGCACGAGCGUGGCCGUGGUUCAGGAGCUUGACAUUUUGGAAGUUGUUUGCUCACUAUUAUCCCGCUGAGCUGAUGAACGAGGCUGCUCUUCCCCCCGACAGACCGUACAUCUUUGGAUAUCAUCCCCAUGGGAUCAUUGGCAUGGGUGCCAUCGCUUCCUUUGCAACGGAGAGCAUUGGCUUCUCAGAGAGCUUUCCCGGGAUAAUACCCCACCUCCUUACCCUCUCCUCCAACUUCUACCUGCCGAUCUACCGCGACAUCCUCUUAUGGAUGGGCAUCGCUUCCGUCUCGCGAAAGUCGUGCGCAAACAUCCUUAAGAAAGGACCGGGACAGAGCAUCACUAUCGUCAUUGGGGGUGCUGCUGAGAGCUUGAGUGCUCAUCCUGGGACUGCUGAUCUGACUCUGAAGAAGAGAUUCGGGUUCAUCAAGCUGGCGAUUCAGUAUGGCGCCGAUCUUGUUCCCGUCUUCUCUUUCGGUGAAAAUGAUAUCUACGAACAACUCUCGAACGAGAAGGGCACAACCUUGUACAAACUCCAAAAGAAGUUCCAGCAUCUAUUCGGUUUCACUCUUCCUCUAUUCCACGGACGUGGCAUCCUCAACUAUACGAUCGGUCUAAUGCCCUACCGCCGCCGAAUUGUGAUCGUCUGCGGACGACCGAUCCAUGUUGAGCGUGUUGCCAACCCGAGCCAACAGCUGUUGGAGGAGACGCAAAAGCUGUACAUCGAAGAGCUCAUGCGGAUAUGGGACACCUACAAGGAUGCGUUCGCGAAACAGCGACGGAAAGAGCUCACCCUUAUCGCGUAAUGCACCCGAGGUGUUGGAGCUUGCCCGCUGUUCGCUGUUAUAUACCGAAAGUAGUUGUAGGAGCCGGCGGUUCGAAUGCUGCGUUGUAUCCAAUAGAAUGCUAC
Dacryopinax primogenitus is the source of this 1533-nucleotide messenger RNA. RefSeq names its product diacylglycerol acyltransferase. NCBI's taxonomy places the organism in Eukaryota, Fungi, Basidiomycota, Dacrymycetes, Dacrymycetales, Dacrymycetaceae. Gene Ontology annotation, biological process: triglyceride biosynthetic process. Gene Ontology annotation, cellular component: endoplasmic reticulum membrane. The transcript has 11 exons. Gene Ontology annotation, molecular function: diacylglycerol O-acyltransferase activity. The coding region runs from base 242 to 1429 and encodes 395 amino acids. The record is from RefSeq and is a predicted model, not a curated record.